Molecule: messenger RNA, 1661 nt
Organism: Gadus morhua (Atlantic cod)
Lineage: Eukaryota; Metazoa; Chordata; Actinopteri; Gadiformes; Gadidae
Exons: 2
Coding region: 381-1661 (426 amino acids)
Source: RefSeq, a predicted model, not a curated record
CCAGACUCCAAAAACCAACCAGACUCAAACCAGCAGCCAGACUCCAACCACCAACCAGACUCCAACCAGCAGCCAGAACAACAACCAGCCAGAACAACAACCUGCCAGAACAACAACCAGCCAGAACAACAACCGGCCAACCAGCGGAGCUGCUAGACUCCGUCUCUGAAGUCAUGGCGUCCCCAGCAUUGCUGCUGCUGAUGUUGAUGAUGUCAUCACUGACCCUCCAGACCUCGUCGGGAACCAAAUUGAAGAAGCGGAUAUUCAAGGUAGCCGAAAUGCUACUAGACCAUUCGGAUUGAUUGGUCGGAUUGAUCCCAGUAGCUGGUUCCCAACUCGCCACAGUCCUGAACGAUUUGAAAGGGGACCCUAAGUUUAAUAUGCAAAUGCAAGAAAUGGAAAAUAUACAAAGCCAACUUAAGAAUUUAGAAGUAAUAACGCGUUUAGGACAUGCGAAAGCUGCAUAUGGCACAAUAGAACAAUCCAUCAAUACUGCCUGGAACGAGUAUGAAAAGUUGAAGGAGCGAAACGAUGUAUCUGAAAUGAAGAAAUAUUUUGAUGAUUAUGAAUCCUCACACGCCAACCACAACCUGUUUCAGCUAUAUUCUUUAAUGCCAAAGAAAGUAUCUUUAUUUGGGAGUUUACCUAACACCUUCAUUGAGGAGUCUCGCUGUCAUAAUGCAGAGCUUGAUAAUUUCAAUCGCAAUUUCAAUGAUCUCAUGGUCAAAAGCCUUGUCCUGAAUGUACGCUUGUUUCGAUAUAAAGGUGAUGAAUUGAACAAAGGAAAGAUUGUUGAAGCCGUGCAUUACUACCACGACGGCAUGAGGAAACUCUACAAAGCCCAGUGGAUAUGCUUUGAUCAUGACACAACGUACAUCGAGCUAGAUUUACAAGAUGAGAUGAUCACUCAAAGCAACACUGAAGCAGAUAAUAUUGCUGCGGCCAUCACGAAGCAUUUGUCAGAAGCGUAUAGCAGCUAUGACUGGUAUGUGGUUGUGCACAAGACAACCUAUGACAUCUUGACAUAUUUGCAGAAACAUACCCUAUCCGAAGAGUUCAUUAUGAAAAUUGGACCAGCGCUGACUGUAGCUGCAGCUCAGCAGAUUAGAGGCUCUCACACGAAGGUAUCAGAAAUUGUACUGGACAUUAAAAAAUGUCUAAGCAGAGGCCAGGUAGUAUGCAGUAGUCUGAACAAGAAAUUCAAAAGCUGUGAAUUAUUGGAUAAGUUCACAGUGAUUCAUUACUAUAGAUAUUUGAGCAAUAGUGGUAAGGAGAAAAUUACUGAGGCUGAAAGUGAUCCAGUUGUAGAUUCCGUUGACAACACCGAGGGGCCUUACAUAUACAAGGGGACAUGUAGCAGUACUUCUCACUUUAUCGUGAUGAUAAAGAGUGACGAGGAGAUCCUGAACGCCAAUCGCUGUUCCCCGACACUGUGUCAGAAUGGGGGCCAGUGUAAGGCCCUGUUUGCUCGGACUGUAUGUGACUGCAAGUACCCAUACCAUGGAGACAAAUGUGAGUGGGAGAUUGUUUACCCAGAGAAGGACGUCGUCAUUGUUAAAAAAAAGGAUGUGGAUGAGGCUCCUCCAGUUCCCCUAAGACCCCUUAACAGACUGCUGGCUAAAGCAAGUACCUAUAUCAAGGAAACACAAGUGAGGAGGUGA